This is a messenger RNA of Knipowitschia caucasica, 339 nucleotides long. Lineage: Eukaryota; Metazoa; Chordata; Actinopteri; Gobiiformes; Gobiidae. The record is from the annotation of a GenBank genome assembly.
AUGCAGGGCUUGCAGGGGAGAGCUCCUCACCCGUGGGCCGUCACUGCGCGCGAGGACAGGACGCAGGAGCCAAUCAGAGCGCAGCCCGAAGGGACACUGCGCCGUGAUUGGUCGAGGGAGGAGAGAGCAAAAGUGAGGGGAAAGUUUGACGCCUACAAAACCGUAGACUACAACAGCCCGGGCCCUGAUGAGUUCCAGGCGCCCGUUAUUAUCCGCUGUGGGUCGGGGGGCUGGUAUCUUUCAUGGAGCUGCAGCAGUGCGUAUAAGUGUCCGUUCGGCUUCAGGGUGGUUUCGUGGUCACAGUCUGGUUUAGACACUGGGCAGAAGUUUGUCCACUAA